GUUCGCACGCCCGCUUGGGAUGGGAUGGGAUGGGAUGGAGGUGUGCCAUCGGUCGUGAUGUCAGAGCGCAAGGACUCUCAUGAUUGGCUCUAAUUAGAAUCUGCGGCAGCAAAUAGACACGCGUCCUGCAUGAUUGGACUCAAAGUGGCUGGUGCCAAAAAGCGCAGAGAGGCGCAGGAGCUCCAGACGCGGGAGGAGGACGCGGCGGUCCGCUGCGCUCCAAAAACGGGCAGACAGGCGAACAGCACUUUUAGCUUGUUAUCGAGAGCUUAUUAGAAGAGUGUGAGGCGGAAUAAGACGCAGCUGAUAUUCCCGGAGCGUUUCGCGUGCGCAACUGCAGCACGGCAACUUCAGAAACAUCAAGCAGAACAAGUUCUCCAAAAUCUGAGCACCAUGGCAUCGGUUCCCAGCAGCCAAGUCAAAUGCAAGUUCAAGAGGAGGAGAAGGAGGAGGUCCAAGCGAAAAGAGAAAACGAACAUGUUGUCUGCACUGAUCGCCCCUUACAAGUACAUGAGCCCAGCAGCCAAUUGCACAGAAGAUGAGGACACAUUGAGCACCAGCAGUGCUGAGGUCAAGGAGAACCGUAACACGGGAAAUUUGGAAGAUUGUGCCAUUGUUCCAUCAGACUGCCAAACGCUCUUCCUGUCCGAUGCGCCCAGGGAUGGGGCAUCUGGCCUUAAACGAAAGCGACCUUUGGAGGAGGAUAAUAUUGGACACUUGUGCAAAUUGCGUCUGUACUGCAAGAAACUGGCAUGGUCCGAUGCACCAAAGAAUGCUCUGGUCCAGCUGAACGAGCUGAGACCGGGUCUACAGUAUCGGAUGGUCUCUCAGACAGGACCAGUGCACGCACCUCUCUUUUCCAUCGCCGUGGAAGUCAACGGACUCACGUUUGAGGGCACCGGCCCUACGAAGAAAAAAGCUAAGAUGAAGGCAGCCGAGAUGGCCCUGAAGUCCUUCAUCCAGUUUCCCAAUGCCUCGCAAGCUCACUCGGCCAUGGGCGGCCUGAGCAACCCUGCGGCCGACUUCACCUCAGACCAGGCCGACUUCCCAGACACGCUGUUCAAAGGCUUCGAGCCUGACGGCUGCCGCUCUGCCGAGAGCGAGUUGCUGUCUAGUGCCCUCCGUCUGCGCCACACAUUGGACUUGAUGGUGGUGCAGGCCAGGCAAGGAGAUCCCUGCCUCCCCCCACCUCCAGUUCCCGCCACCCAGCCCAGUCCGGUCGUCCUGCUCAAUGACCUGCGGCCCGGCCUGAGAUACGCCUGCCUGUCGGAGCGGGUUCAGGGCAAACGGGCACACCGCAGCUUCGUCAUGGCCGUUCGAGUGGAUGGCAGGAUAUUCGAGGGCUCGGGUCGCAGUAAGAAGCAGGCGAAGAGGCAGGCGGCUCUGUGUGCCCUGCAGGCGCUCUUCAACUUCAGGCUGGCACCUGAGGCGAGAGCGGGACACCGGCCCAGUAGGAUCAAAUGCCCUCAUUUGCCCCAGGAGUUUGCGGAUGCGAUAUUCCACCUGGUGCGAGAGAAAUACACAGAGCUGGCCGGCUGCUCCUCGCUGCUGCACGCGCGUCACAAAGGCCUGGCGGGCAUCGUCAUGACCAGAGGUCUGGAUCUGAGACAGGCCCAAGUGGUGGCGCUAUCGACCGGCACUAAAUGCAUUAAUGGAGAAUAUAUCAGUGACCAGGGUCUGGCGGUCAACGAUUGUCACGCUGAAAUCACCACCAGACGAGCCCUGCUGCGGUUCCUGUACUCCCAGCUAGAGUUACACCUCAGAAAAAGGAAAGAGGACUGGGAGCAAUCGAUCUUCGUACGGCACAAAGAUUCCUGUUUGAGACUGCGAGAGAACGUCCUCUUCCACAUGUACAUCAGUACGUCGCCCUGCGGGGACGGCCGUGUCAACUCGCCGUAUGAAAUCACCUCCGAUUUGCACAGCAACAGACAGUUGGUGAAGAAGUUUCACAGCCACCUACGGACAAAGAUUGAAUCUGGGGAGGGUACGCUGCCCGUGAAGUCCACUGGUCCCUUUCAGACGUGGGACGGAGUCCUUCAAGGAGAACGUCUCAUCACCAUGUCAUGCACCGACAAAAUUUCUAGGUGGAAUGUGCUCGGCCUGCAGGGGGCAUUGCUUAGUCAUUUUGUGGAACCGGUGUAUCUGUACAGCCUGACGGUGGGCAGCCUACGACACACGGGUCACUUCUCCAGGAUGAUGAACCACAGGCUGGAGAGAGUCGGCCCUCUGCCUACAUGCUACCACCGUAACCAGCCUCUACUGAGUGGCCUGAGCAACAGCGACUGCAGGCAGCAGGGGAAGUCCGUGUGUUACAGUGUCAAUUGGACGGCAGGUGACACCCAACUGGAGGUGCUCAACGCGUCUACUGGGAAGAGAAGAGACUCUGGGGCUCCGUCCAGACUUUGCAAGCAUGCGCUUUUUACACGCUGGAUCAGACUCUAUCGCAAGCUGGUGGUCCGUGGGGCGAGUGGUACGCCGCUGUACUGUGAAGCGAAGCAGGCGGCCGGCACCUACCAGACUGUGAAGCUGCAGUGGUUGAAGGGUCUACAGGAAGCAGGAUUAGGGACCUGGGUCAGAAAACCUCCCGAGCAGGAAAACUUCACUCUGACUGUAUGAGUGCGGAAGCCUGACCUCGUCACCAAAACCACCUUCACCUUGCAACCAGUCACCACAGAAGCCCUAUUUUACCCCUAAAGUCAACAACAUCCCACUGCCAAAAAAUCUCCACAGGGAGAUGACCGGAGUCACGACUUGGUGGUAAACCUUGUUCUGUCAAACUCUCGCAAAAUGUUGCUACCAAGGUAAGGAUGAGGCACGGAAGAAUUGUACCUUGGCUUUUAUGGCUUCUGUAGGGAGGGGUACAGUUAGUGUUUUUUUUUUUUCCAGACCAGUAAAGUGCAAACCGCCCCGCAGCCGAUUCUAUAGAUUUCAUUGGUCAUGUCAGUCACAACGCUGAAUACUAACCCCUAGCCUGAACCUGAGUUACUUAGCGUUGGAAGCACAUCCCCAAUAGAUAGCAUUACUAUUUGUUGCAAUGAAAUCCCUGCCAAAAUCUGGACUUUUAUUCGAGUUGACUAAAUGAUAUAGACGGAGGGGAGAGAUUUGCGCUUAACUGACAUAGAGAAAAAAAAAAUCAUGUGUAUGGUUAACGUUCCGACAUUAUGAAAGAUCCUAUACCUAUCCUCAACAUUUGAUUAAAACAUAGAACAAUAGAGUACCAAAUUGUUCUAGCUAUUCAAAAAAAGUUUCCCAACCACCGAGUGCAAUGCUAAGCUAGAAGGCUAAGCUAAGAACAAAUUCAAUGCAAAAUGAUUUUCUAGCAUUUCUAAUCAGGCUCAGAAUUGAAGACCCAAAAAGUUGUUUCCAAUGGAAUUGCUUUUGUGACCAAAUAAGAUGGGAUCUUUCAGGACAUUGAAAGCAAUGGAUUCCACUGCUAGGGUUGUCAAAUGUUCCCUAUAAUAUGGAAUCGUUCCGUAUUUAAGGCAUCAAAGAAGCUUGUCCCAUAUUCGCACGUAUACGGCGUUAGACCUAGACCAUACGUAAAACAAAUUCUCAAUUGAUAAUUAAACAUUCUUUAUGCACAAAUCAUUGUUUGAAUUGCGUUCGUAGCAAUUUGUGCAAGGCUUUAAGACCUUGCAGAAUCCUUUGUCGUCUAGUCGCUCCAGCUUCACAUCUAAAGGCGAUUCAGUUUCACCGUCCAUGUUUUGAUUUCGGCAAAUCAGUUUUGACGAAUGCAAACAAUGUGAUUAUUGAUCAUAAGUACAGCAUCCAGCUAGGCAAGAAACAUGCAGUCCACCUGAGGGAAUAUGUCUUUCGUUAGCUAAUAUUGUUAAAUAGAGAAAAAAAAAAAAAAUUUAACUUCUAGUGUGUCUUAAACUUGGACCUCAAUACAGAAGCACAAAUUCAAGCACCAAAAGCAGCCCACACUCUCCAAGUUCUCUUUAAUUUAAAAUUAUACAUUUUCAUUCAUUCAUGCUACAUGGUUGCAAUAACAUUUUAGUACAAAAUUUUAAGUGCCAUCUAGCGUUUCAUAGAUGUUCAGUUGUUAUUCUUUCAAGUUUUGUAUGCAUGUAAUUUCACAGUACGUAGUACACAGUUCAACAUAACAUUAAACUAUUACGUUCUUGUAAUGAGUUGCAGAAGCUUCCGGAAUACCUUUAGUGUGAAGGUAGAUCAUAUCAAAUUUGCUUUGUCCUCUUGUGUAACACUCCCAAGAUUUAAUUUUCUCAGCAUUUCAAUACACUGCACUACAGCGGAAGUUGCAGUGGCCAUUGAGGCCAAAUGCAGAAGCGAUCGUGCAUUCAGUCCAUUAUGGCAUGUCGAUUAUCGCAAAAUAAUUUGUCCAUCAGCAUUUAAAAACCAAAAACAUGGAAGUUUAGGUUUUACACUUAGUGGGUGCUUUGUUCUGGGAAACAAUGAACUGUAUAUAGCUUUUGCAAGACUUUUGGCAGAACAAGGGUUACCAGGUACGGAAUUGGCAACGAGGAAAAGUGAGAAACGGGGACAAUUUUCUCACAACAUAGCAGAUGGAAAGAUGGUCACCUCUCUCUCUCUCUCCUUCUCUCUCUGUCUCCACUGACGGCUCUCCUGUAGCUGUCAUUCAAACGUGUGUAUGUGUGUUAACCUUCGCCAAAGUGAAAGGCAGCCGCCGUCUUGUCAUUAUCUGCCCGUUUCCGGAUGGCCUGCCCCUGAAGAGCUCCGACACGCUGUCCAAUUAGAGGUCCUGUCAGAGUGAUGCGUCCCUCAUUUUCCUCUCUCUCCUUUGCCUUUGGUUCAUUGGUACAACUUCAAAAUCGGGAGGAAAAAAAAGAGGGAACGAAAAAACAGUAGGGGUUGACAUUGCAAAGACAGGUUAAUUCAGCUCCAUUUCGGGUGUGCAGGUUAGAGGUAAUGGUGACAAGCUAAUGUAAAUGGUACCAUUACGACACCCCAGGUCUCUUGCCGUUUUUUGAGCAGGGACAGCUUGCUGCUUUAAUACCUGAAUCCCACUCACCGGUGACGUGUCAUUUCUCCGCUGGUUUCUCUUUGUGUAUCUUUACACAGGGUGUUCCAGGCAGAGACUAGCGUGAAAAGAAAGGGAAACGUCGGCGGUUUGAUGUAGGCACAAAAGACGAAAAGAAAAUGGAGUAAAGAGUGCGAGUAGAGAUCCGUGAUUAUGGAGUCAUUUGUAGUUAAUGGAUUUAUUUACAAACCGAGCACAUUACAAAUUGCUUCGUAAAGCCUGACCCAACCUUUGAAACGCAUGCCACUUUAACCGAGGUUUAACCAAUGAUUCUCCUGCAUUCAUUUAAUUUACAGAUACAUCCCAUUCAUGUCUUUUUGAUUUAGAUGUGCGCUUUUCUGUGGUUUAGUAUGCGUGCUUAAACCUUGAAUUAUUUUGUCAAGUUAACAUUAUUUGUCUGUGAAGAUGUUUAUUGUUGUAUACAAAUACAGUCAUAUUACUCCAUGAUGAUUAUAUUUUAAUGGUUGAUUCCUUUCUUGCCGUAGUUCGUUAUUGCACAAUUUGUUACUGCUUUGAGUAUAUUAUCACAGCACGUGUUUUUUUUUCAUAAGCUUUCAGUAUGUAUUUUCAAAUGGCACUUUGUCGACCUUUGCUGAGAUGUCAUGUAUCCACCCCUUUACAAACAGCUCAAGAUGUUACAGGGACACCCAGUGGUGGUAAAUAUAUUUAAGGUUUUCUCUGACCCCUGUUUAAUGUCUGAUGUUAUAUAAAUAUAUUUUAAAUAAUGAAUCCAUCCCAGCUUAAAUGUGAUCAUUUUGUCUACUAAUAGAAAUAGAAUAUCAAUAGAAAGAUGGUGAAACUGAGAGAUCGAAAUAUGUAACCCAGCAUUACCAACCUUUGGCUGCUUUGUUAUCAGGAUUUAUUUUUUUCCCAAAAAUGACUAAAAGGUUCAACUUGAUGAUAUUGAACGGAAUGAUCUGUUUCAUAGUUAUUUCCACCACACUGACAACCCAGUUUGAAACUGACAUAAUUGGAAAGACAGUUAAUGCAUGUCUCUCUUAUGUACUUGUUUCACUUACCUUUUUUUGGGCAAUAUUUGUUUUAUGUUUGGGUUGAACCUUUUCUUCAUUACAACAGAAACAUGAAAAGCCCCAGACAAAACUACAUCUCAAGUAAUUCAGUCGUAAGGCAUGAUUGAAUGGCAAUAUUGUACUAAUGACUGUACAUUUUGUAAACAUUUGUAAAAAAGAAAAAAAUUAAGAAUACCUUAAAGAUAUGUCUAAAUAAAGUGUACAUUUUAACCCAAAAGCAUAUGCUCCUAAGGUGUGUACAUUGCACUUGAGUUAAAAGUGAAUGUUUAUGUGAAUAAAAACAAAAAUGUUGUGUUA
Cyprinus carpio (common carp) is the source of this 6330-nucleotide messenger RNA. Its product is annotated as adenosine deaminase RNA specific B2 (inactive). Gene Ontology annotation, biological process: adenosine to inosine editing; RNA processing. NCBI's taxonomy places the organism in Eukaryota, Metazoa, Chordata, Actinopteri, Cypriniformes, Cyprinidae. The coding region runs from base 394 to 2616 and encodes 740 amino acids. The record is from RefSeq and is a predicted model, not a curated record. Gene Ontology annotation, molecular function: tRNA-specific adenosine deaminase activity; double-stranded RNA adenosine deaminase activity; double-stranded RNA binding. The transcript is spliced from 10 exons. Gene Ontology annotation, cellular component: cytoplasm; nucleolus.